AUGUAUGGGUUGACGGAUAAGCAGUUGAGGAGGUUCUUCAAGAUGGCCAAGAAGAUGGAAGGAUCACUUUCGGAUAAUCUGAUGCUUCUUCUUGAGAGGAGGUUGGAUAAUAUGGUCUACAGGAUGAAUUUUGCUCCAACCAGACGGGCGGCGAGACAAUUGGUUUCGCAUGGUCACGUUAAGGUUAAUGGCAAAAGAUUAGAUAUUCCUUCUGCUUUGGUUAAUUCCGGAGACAAGAUAGAGUUGGCAACAAGGGUUAAGGGUAUACCUUUAGCCAAUAUGAUGAAUGAAUGUGGGACUCCUGAGUUUGUGGAAGUGGAUGUGGAGAAUAAGGUGGGGUUGGUUAAGAGAUUUCCUUUUAGGAGCGAGAUUACUCAGGAUAUUAAUGAAGUUUAUGUGGUGGAGUGGUAUAAGAGGCUGGUUUAG
Messenger RNA from Rattus rattus (black rat), 426 nucleotides. RefSeq names its product 30S ribosomal protein S4-like. Gene Ontology annotation, molecular function: structural constituent of ribosome; rRNA binding. Gene Ontology annotation, biological process: positive regulation of translational fidelity. Gene Ontology annotation, cellular component: small ribosomal subunit. Bases 1 to 426 code for a protein of 141 amino acids. The transcript has a single exon. The record is from RefSeq and is a predicted model, not a curated record. Lineage: Eukaryota; Metazoa; Chordata; Mammalia; Rodentia; Muridae.